Messenger RNA from Staurois parvus, 304 nucleotides. The record is from the annotation of a GenBank genome assembly. Lineage: Eukaryota; Metazoa; Chordata; Amphibia; Anura; Ranidae.
GAUAUAGCGAAUGCAGGGUCCGGGGAGAGCGGAUAUAGCGAAUGCAGGGUCCGGGGAGAGAGCGGAUAUAGCGAAUGCAGGGUCCGGGGAGAGCGGAUAUAGCGAAUGCAGGGUCCGGGGAGAGCGGAUAUAGCGAAUGCAGGGUCCGGGGAGAGCGGAUAUAGCGAAUGCAGGGUCCGGGGAGAGCGGAUAUAGCGAAUGCAGGGUCCGGGAGAGCGGAUAUAGUGAAUGCAGGGUCUGGGGAGACCAGAUAUAGUGAAUGCAGGGUCUGGGGAGACCGGAUAUAAUGAAUGCAGGGUCCGGG